Molecule: messenger RNA, 901 nt
Organism: Rubroshorea leprosula
Lineage: Eukaryota; Viridiplantae; Streptophyta; Magnoliopsida; Malvales; Dipterocarpaceae
Source: the annotation of a GenBank genome assembly
AGUCCAAGUCCAAGAAAGCAUUCCCACAGCAAAAGCAUCCCUCUUCUUUUUCUCUCACAUUUUUCCUUCUCAUUUCAUCUCCAAAUCUGAAGAUUAGGAAGAAGAAAGAUGUCAAAGGUUCAUCCUGCUGAUCACAAGGAUUUCCAGGAUCUGUUGGUGAAAGAGGUCAAGCUAGAAGGUCCACCAUGUACUCUUACAGUGUGGAAAAGAUCCAGCAUGAGCUUCCAGGGGACUGAUGGAUUCACUGUUUUUGAUCACCAUGGAAGAUUGGUAUUCAGAGUUGAUAACUACUCCCGGAAAAAUCCUCGUGGUCCGGCCCGAGGGCUGGUCCUCAUGGAUGGUACAGGCAAUGCCUUGCUCACCUUAAAGCCUCAGAUAAUGAGUAUGCAAUACCAAUGGAAUGCAUAUAGAGGCGAUCAAGAAAUGACAAGAACAAGAAAAGCUAAAAAAUCUAAAGUGUUCUCAAUGAGAACUCCCUCAGUGCUCUUCCAGAGCCGCCGCAAGGAUGAGGCAGAGAUAUUCUUAGAUGGGCUAAGGAGAAAGGGUCAGAUGCCGGAUUUCAGGAUCCAGGGGUCAUUCAGGUCCCGGAACUGCCUCAUCAGGACGGCCACUGGAGAAGUGGCGGCCAAGAUUGCUAGGAAGAGAAUAAGCACCAGCGUUUUGUUGAGCGAUGAUGUUUUCAGCAUGGUGGUGCAGCCUGGAUAUGAUACUGAGCUUAUUAUGGCUUUUGUGGUUGUUUUGGACCGUAUCUGUGCCAGAUCAUUUACCCAAAUUUUGUGUUCCUAAGUUGAUACCCAUUUUUGUCUCCAAAAGAGAAAAGCCGAUUAAAAAAAAAAAAGACACAAACUGAUACUCUACGUUUUUUUGUACAGAAUUAAAGGAAGAAAGUUACAUGUUCUCA